AUGGUUAAGCAGGUAUUUCUGCCGAAGGGGAGGUUCACAGAGGCUUGGUCCAUGCCUAACGCAGAUACGCAAUGCACAAUAGGUGGGGGAAGAGGAGGCCAAAGGGCAGAUAAAACCUUGAAAGUUUACAUUUUUCUUGCCCAAAAAAAUACAAGUUUUAUUUUACAAACCAAAUCUGCUAGUUUGCCUGGCAUACUACAGCCUCCAAAUAGCCUCCACAAAGAACCCAACUUCCUCUGUAAGACAGUAAAAACUGAACGCUCCCUUCUCGGCUUACAAGGACAACCUGGAGAGGUUUCUCGGUUUCCAGCCCGCUUCUAG
Molecule: messenger RNA, 321 nt
Organism: Rangifer tarandus platyrhynchus (Svalbard reindeer)
Lineage: Eukaryota; Metazoa; Chordata; Mammalia; Artiodactyla; Cervidae
Source: the annotation of a GenBank genome assembly